AUGGACGAUACCAAGGAACCAAGACCUCCUGCAAACAGCAGGACUGACAGACAGGAACUCAUAGAGACAGUGGCGAUCUCUCCUUCCGAUUCCCUACAGGUUGCUCUGCAGAACCUUUUGGUGUGUGUCAUCUUAUUCUACACUGUUUACUGCCCGUCACUGACCAUGUGCUGCCACUCAAGGGGGGUGUGGGAACCCGAUGUCCUGGCACCAUUUGACUUCAAAACACGUCCUUCAUGGCUCAACACAAAUUAUAAAGUCCUCUUAGUCUCAACAGAAGUCACCUACUUGGUUUGUGGAUUGCUUUUUGCUCUGAUUGUACAAGAAUGGGUUUGGGAUUAGGCAAUUUCCAUGAAUAUACUUCAUGUACUCAUCACAUCAGCUGUUACGUUGGAAUUCCCCUUGAUGUCACAUUGGUGGGCUGCUUUAGGUACAUGA
Peromyscus californicus insignis is the source of this 438-nucleotide messenger RNA. It is a transcript of the gene Tmem244, whose product is annotated as transmembrane protein 244. Lineage: Eukaryota; Metazoa; Chordata; Mammalia; Rodentia; Cricetidae. The record is from RefSeq and is a predicted model, not a curated record. The transcript has 5 exons.